CAAAUCAUUUCGUAUUUAUUUUUCAUAGUAAUCAGUGGGUUUUUCCUUCAAUAACUUCGUAAAGUGGUUUUUGAAAAAAUAAAAAAUCGUACAAUUGUUUGAACAUACAUAAUUAUGCACAAAUGACAAAUAGUUAACGCACAAAAUAAGAAGUUACUUGUUUUGAAACUUUAAUAGUGCAUUAUCGUAAAAGCAGUAAAGUGUAUUUGCACAAAUCGCAAAGCCAGAAAGAAAAACGUCAUCUUUUUUGUUCAAUUGAUUGGCUGGCGACUACGACGAAUAAAGUCGCACCAAGAAAAAAAGUGUUCGCAAUAAUAGAAGAAAAACAUAAAUAGUUAAAAAAGUAAUUAGUGGUCCAUUUCAGUUUAUUAAAAAAAAGUUUAAAAGGCAAUAAAAGAGGAAAUUUAAAACUUAAUAGCAGCAAAAUCAAAACCAAACUAUCUAAAUACAACACGCAGAUAAACAAGUAUGAACAGCGUUGUGAAUAGCACAGCGCCCAGUACAGCUAGCUUCAUUGAAACGAAUGGCACAGCAGCAGUCGCAGCCGCAGUUGCCGCAUCGACGAUGACCGAAUCAUCAGCAACAACAACAACAUUAAAGCCGAAUUUCAUCGUACAAGCGAAACCAAUGACAUCGCAAAUUGAUCCGCUCAGUCAUGUCGGUGAUGGUAUCUUCCUGCAGACAAAAACCGCCCAAGGACUUGCGACCAUUUUCGUCUGGGUGGCGCUCUUCAUCACAUGCCAACAGAUUUAUCAGCAUCUGCGUUGGUAUACAAAUCCACAGGAGCAACGUUGGAUAGUACGUAUACUAUUUAUUGUGCCCAUGUACGCAACAUAUUCCUGGAUUAGUUUGUUUUUCUUCAAUUCCGAUAAUGUGUACGUGUAUUUCUUUACCGUGCGCGAUUGCUAUGAGGCGUUUGUUAUCUACAGUUUUCUGUCGCUCUGCUAUGAGUACCUUGGCGGUGAGGGCAAUAUUAUGUCCGAAAUACGGGGCAAACCCAUUAAGAGCUCGUGUAUGUAUGGCACUUGCUGCCUGAAGGGCAAAACGUAUACAAUCGGUUUCCUACGUUUUUGCAAACAGGCCACAUUGCAAUUUUGCUUGGUGAAACCACUUGUGGCAUUCAUAAUUAUUUUCCUGCAAGCCUUUGGCCACUAUCACGAUGGUGAUUGGAGCGCAAAUGGUGGCUACAUUUACAUUACCGUUAUUUAUAAUAUAUCCGUUACUCUUGCCCUCUACGGUUUAUACCUAUUCUAUUUUGCUACGCGUGAUUUACUAACACCAUUUGAGCCAGUUUUGAAAUUUUGCACAAUCAAAUCAAUUAUCUUCUUAUCGUUUUGGCAAGGUGUUUUGCUGGCCAUUUUGGAAAAGGCCAAAGUCAUCUCACCGAUUGUGGACAGUGCAGGCACUGUCACUUCAGCUGGUACUGUUUCGGCGGGUUAUCAAAACUUUUUCAUCUGUAUUGAAAUGCUGUUUGCUGCGAUUGCUUUGCGCUAUGCAUUCCCCUAUCAGGUUUAUGCACGCAGCUGUAUUGCCGACGGCCAGGGUCGCUCUGUAACCAUGCAAUCGAUUUCAAGCAGCCUUAAAGAAACCAUGAACCCCAAGGAUAUUAUGACAGAUGCUAUACACAAUUUCCAUCCACAAUACCAACAGUAUACACAAUAUAGUUCCGGUGGCAAGAAUUCACGUGGUAUACGUGUCUCCUCCUAUGAUCCUGAUGAACCAAGCGCCGCUCAUCAUGGCAACAGCAGUAAUACAGCGAUUGGUAAUAACGGUACAAUGAAUAAUUCGGCUAAUGCCAGCACUGGAACACCUGGUGGCAGCAUCACCAGCUGCAUUGCCUCCAAAACACUGGGUAAUCAAAGGAAAUUCAUGCCAGGUGGUCAGAGAGUCGCUACAAUCAGCCAGAAUUAUAAUGAGAAGACAAUGCUGCUGAGCAGUGAUGAUGAAUAUCAGUAGAAUACUGUUUUUGAUUGAGCAUGAAGCAAGAAUAAGGAAGAUGUGCCAUUGUGGUGAAGUGAGUAAUGGAAGCAAGCCGCCCUAAAAGCACUUUUUAAAUACAAUAAAUAAAGAAAAAAGCUGAAAACUCACUGAUUAUACUGAAGAAAACAAAGCGAAAGUAUAUACUUAUGUACAUUUGGACGUGUGUUGGCGUUUUGAUUGUCAUUUUUUUUUUUGCUAUUAUUGUAAUUUAUUUUAAAAGACGAAAUUGUCGUCUGGAGUUUCAUGGUGAGGCUGAAUUUCUACUCUAAAAUAAAUGUAUAAAAUUAUAUUCAAA
This is a messenger RNA of Ceratitis capitata (Mediterranean fruit fly), 2275 nucleotides long. It is a transcript of the gene Tmep, whose product is annotated as transmembrane protein 184B. Bases 469 to 1956 code for a protein of 495 amino acids. Lineage: Eukaryota; Metazoa; Arthropoda; Insecta; Diptera; Tephritidae. Gene Ontology annotation, molecular function: transporter activity. Gene Ontology annotation, biological process: transport. The transcript has 9 exons. The record is from RefSeq and is a predicted model, not a curated record.